Messenger RNA from Periconia digitata, 390 nucleotides. The record is from the annotation of a GenBank genome assembly. Lineage: Eukaryota; Fungi; Ascomycota; Dothideomycetes; Pleosporales; Periconiaceae.
UCACAGACACAGCCUGCGCCUUUGAUACCCGAUAUAGCUCGGAGUCACAAACGCUACGAUCGCAAAAACGGUGCGAGUCCCGUGCUUGCAGCUCCGACUCCAGACCGAGUCAGGACCAUGGGCAUCUCGCAAGUCCACGAACAUCAUACAUCUCGACGUUACCCUAGGUCAACGUUCAAACGCUUGUGUAGUAGAAAUUUCCUCUUCGGGACCACGGUAGUAACAAGGAAAAAAACCUCAUCACAGACACCCAGACAUCUAGACACUGUUAAGGCCCCAAAUUUCCACAACCUCCGCACUCAGUCUAUUGAAAAAAGAAAAAUUCGCCGUUACUCUAGACUUUUCUCAGCCCAAGAAUGUAAUCGGGGCCCGCAAAACGCAAUCAUCUAA